GUGGAUGUUACUUAUGUAAUAUUUAAAAAUGUCCCAAGGAGAGGGUGCUGCUGUCGCAGUGCCUAAUAAUCAAAACGGUGCAGUAGCACAUAAUCUUAACAGUCUUGCUGGUGUUAUAGGACCAGUUUUAAAUAAUAAUAACAUGAAUAUAGCUAGAAAUAACAAUAAUCAAAACCCACUAAUUAAUGUACGGGAUAGAUUAUUUCACGCAUUAUUUAUCAAGGUGGCGCUAAUCUAUGCACGAACAUUUCCAAGGCCUGUCAGAAGAUUUAUAGAAUUUAUAAUUCUUUUAAAGGCUAUAUUGGCAUUUUUCGUAUUGGCUUAUAUCCAUAUAGUAUUUUCACGCGCACCAACUAAUUGUUUAGAACAUAUAAGAGAUGAAUGGCCACGAGAUGGUAUAUUGAGAGUGGAAAUUCUUAGAAAUGGUGGUGAAGAUUAUAGUAUAGAAAAAAGUUAUGCCAAAGAAGAAAAAUUGAGACAAGAAAAAGUUGAUGAUUUAACUAAUGCUUUAGGAAUAUUAACUGGAGAUGGCUUUAUAAAUAUUGAACCAUCGGCUGUUGAUGAAGAACGAGAUACUAUAAAUAUCUCUGCCGAAGAGAAUCAAGAGAAUUUGACACUACAUGAGCAGGAUGUGAUAACAAGUGCUACAAUUUCUGGAGAGACGCAGAAUCCUGACCUAAGCACGGCAAAUACAACAAUGAGCCCAUCGUUGUCAACAAAACUUUGGAAUGGUUUAAAUAUAGCUAAAAAGAUAUCAUCUGGAGAAAAGUCGUCUUUUGCAAAUGUGGAAGGUAAUUCUACAGAAGCGCCUGAUUAUUUAAAUGAAGAUGUUAUACAGUUAAAGGAUCGUUCAUCAGAUGUUGAUAAAACGGCUAGAAUAGAAGAUGGAUAUAUUGUAGAAUAUUCAUUGGAAUAUGGUUUCUUGCGGUUAUCACCAGCGGCUCGACAAAGACUAAACAUUCCAGUCAAAAUUGUCACUUUAGAUCCAUUAAACGACAAAUGUUUUGGUGAUUCAUUUUCGCGGUUGAUAUUGGAUGAAUUUUUGGGAUAUGACGAUUUGUUGAUGGCAAGUAUCAAGACAUUAGCAGAACAUGAAGAUAACAAAGGAUUUUUACGGAACGUGGUGACUGGAGAACAUUAUCGAUUUGUCAGCAUGUGGAUGGCACGGACAUCAUACUUAGCUGCAUUUUUCGUUAUGCUCGUAUUUACCGUAUCGAUCUCGAUGUUACUGCGCUACUCGCACCAUCAGAUCUUCGUCUUUAUCGUUGACCUUAUACAAAUGCUGGAGUUUAACUUAACUGUGUCAUUGCCAGCUGCUUCCCUAUUGACAGUAGUCUUGGCAUUAGUAGGAAUGGAGGCACUUAUGUCUGAAUUUUUCAAUGACACAACCACUGCGUUUUACAUAAUCUUGAUAGUGUGGCUUGCUGAUCAAUAUGAUGCUAUCUGCUGUCACACGGCUCUUACAAAGAGGCACUGGCUAAGAUUUUUCUACUUGUAUCACUUCUCUUUCUACGCGUAUCAUUAUCGAUUUAACGGACAAUACAGCAGUUUGGCAUUGGUUACAUCUUGGCUCUUUAUACAGCACUCAAUGUUAUAUUUCUUUCAUCACUAUGAGCUACCAGUGAUUUUGCAACAAGCGCAGCUUCAACAACUACUGUUUCGUAAUCAUAUUCAGCCUCAGGCACAACCAGCGACGCCUAGCACGGCCCCAACUACCCCGGGUUCAGGCUCGUCGCCAUCACCGUCGCCGUCACCAUCAGCGGCACCUUCACCUUCGUCGAGUCCGAAUUCAUCGUCGAUACCUAUGACGGAACAGACACAGCAAAACUAUAUUACCGAGCUUUCUCAGCUCGAUUUAGAACCUAGCAAUACAGAGGCACAACAUACGGAUACUGCGCAACAAACAUCCACGGCAACGACGGCUGAUCAUCAAGAUGAUUCUAUUCGAGUGUCGGAGGACACGACAGUGUUCACCACGUCGACUUCCGUUGCAAAGACGGAAGCGGUUCCCUCAGCGUCCAGAGCUACGAGUUCGCUCACCGAUACUUCGUCCUCCGAAGGCUUCGAGGUCAUUGAGUCUACUGAGGUGGCGAAGGAAACGUCUGUCGAAGACAAAAAAGAACAUUAGACUUUGACUAUGCCAACUGCGUAACAGUCAGAGCACAGAGUGUAUCAUUUCCACAUGACUGCUUCCGUCGAUUUCUUUUCAUAGGAAAUCGGCGCAAUUAUAAUAUUUUGUCACAGAAUUAUAAAGCAAUACGGUCUCUCUGUAUAUGAGAAUGAACAAGUUAACAUGUGUUCGAUGUGUUUCGAUGUUCAAUUUCAAUAAAAUGAAGAUGAAAUUAGAAAUCGAUUUUUUGAAACUGUCAUAGGUAUCACGCUUCGAGAUCAGACCCAAUAGACGAAGAGGCAAAGAUUUAUACAGCGGUCUUAUGGAAAUAAAUUUUCAAUCAUAAUAAUA
Messenger RNA from Cyphomyrmex costatus, 2461 nucleotides. RefSeq names its product membralin. Bases 29 to 2128 code for a protein of 699 amino acids. The record is from RefSeq and is a predicted model, not a curated record. Gene Ontology annotation, cellular component: endoplasmic reticulum. The transcript has 12 exons. Lineage: Eukaryota; Metazoa; Arthropoda; Insecta; Hymenoptera; Formicidae. Gene Ontology annotation, biological process: positive regulation of ERAD pathway; response to endoplasmic reticulum stress.